AUGAAAAUUCUUAUACUCGGUGGAUAUGGAAUCUUCGGCAGUCGACUAGCACGGUUAUUGGCUAGUCAAUCACAACUUACACUAUUCAUCGCAGCUAGAUCGAUCAAACACGCUAAAGAAUUGUGCAAUACCCUUCAUAGAAAUGCAGCAACAAUACAUUCUCUCUAUCUCGAUCGUGACAAUUCAAAUAUUGAAACUCAAUUACGAUUGAUUCAACCUGAUCUGUUAGUCGAUGCUAGCGGACCAUUUCAAUCGUAUGGCAAAGAUCCGUAUCGCGUUAUAAAAGCAUGUUUAGCAACAUCAAUUAAUUAUAUCGAUUUCGCAGAUGGAUCGGAUUUUGUGAAAAACAUUAGUCAAUUUGACACAGAAGCCAAGGCCAAUGAUAUCUACAUACUUUCUGGAGCCAGUACCUGUCCUGCAUUGACUGCUGCAGUAGUUCGCCGUUUAGCAAAAGGAUUAACUCAUAUACAUUCGAUCAGAGCUGGUAUCACUCCAUCACCCUAUGCUGAUGUUGGUCUGAAUGUAAUUCGUGCAAUAGCAAGCUAUUCUGGUAAGCAGAUAGCGGUGAUGCAUGCCGGUAGAUUAACAUUUAGCUAUGGAUUUACGGAGACAAUGCGCUAUACAAUAUGUCCACCUGGACAUCUUCCAUUGUCGAAUCGCCGUUUUUCAUUAGUGGAUGUACCUGAUAUUCGACUCUUGCCUGAUUUGUGGUCAGAUAUUAAUACGAUUUGGGUUGGAGCAGGACCAAUGCCAGAAGGUUUACAUCGCAUGCUCAAUGGACUGGCAUGGUUAGCUCGAUGGCGACUGAUUCCUAGUUUGACACCGUUUGCAAAAUUAUUUUAUAAGACAAAAAACAUCGUGCGUUGGGGCGAGCAUCGUGGUGGCAUGUUUGUUUCGAUUGAAGGAAUUGAUAAUCACGGUCAAAAGUAUGAACGAUCAUGGCAUCUCAUAGCUGAAGGUGAUGUUGGUCCUUUUAUUCCUUCGAUGGGAGCUGCAGCAAUUAUUCAUUGUGUAUUAGAUGGAAAAAUACCGGCAAGGGGUGCACGACCCGCCACUAUGGAUCUUGAACUUGAAGACUACGAAAGAUUAUUUUCGACUCUUGAUAUUCAUAGUGGACAAUGGGAUUUGAGAAGAACAAACACUUCUAUUUCAUCAUCAAACCUAUAUAAACAAUUGCUUUGUCAAGCAUGGGAUCGAUUACCACAGUCGCUGCAAACAUUACAUAGUGGCAAUACAGUAAAAGUGAUAGGUAUUGCUCAAGUUGAACGAGCACUAGUAGUUACUGCUGGAAAAUUGCAUCUCGUCGUGCGUGGUUGGAGUCUUUUUGGCAUACGGUUGCCUGGAUUAUUAGCACCAAGUGGAAACUUCUAUGAAUUUGAUGAUCAUGGUCGCUUUAAUUUUCAUGUCGAAAUUAAACAUACAUUCACAGGAUUAAUUGUACGAUAUUGUGGAUGGCUGAUGCCUGCUAAUUAA
Messenger RNA from Rotaria socialis, 1473 nucleotides. Lineage: Eukaryota; Metazoa; Rotifera; Eurotatoria; Philodinida; Philodinidae. The record is from the annotation of a GenBank genome assembly.